AUGGACGCGAAGAGUAAAGAACGUGGCAUCUUAAAACUGGAUCCCCGGCCGAGGGUCGUCAUCGAAAUCCCAAAAUCGGAGCUCACUCCUCAGGCCUCCUGUGACCACCCACCGUCGUCUCCGCAGCCGUCGGUGGAUCGGUUGUCGGUGACGUGGGCUGACCCUGGAAGUAUGUCAUCAUCAGGCGUCAACCUGUUCCACCUACCUUCCGAGACACCUGUCAGCAAUGAAGUCAAGUUUUCGCCAAAUACUGGAGAUGGCUCCGAAGACGAAGACUACUCAGCAAGUCUAAGCGCAGUACUCCGCCAACGAAGGGCAAGCGUAAGGAGAUCUCGUAAGGGCAGAGCCAGGCGUCCGUCUUCGCCAUUCCUUGCAGAUGAGAACAGACCUAGAAGAAGGUCUUCUGUAUUUACUACAAGUUCUGGGGACACAGCAAUAUCAAUGGACGACGGUCAGCUAGCAGUGGUGACUCAGGAGCAAAUAUUCGAGAACAUUCAUCUGCACAAAGAAGUGCUGGGCUCCGUGAAGCAACAACCCCUUGGGAUGAGGAGGAAACUCAAGAUUGUUCAUCAGGCCAAAGCGUAUAUCAAGCGUCAUGAAGGACAACUGCAAGAGAGACUGGCACAGUCUAAAAGCACCCGAGACAUCUACGCUAGAUUCAACAUUCUAUUAAAUUCUUACUGGCAGCAAAUAAAACGCGAGGCGGCCAACACUUCAAACUUGCUGAUCCCAUGGGAGCUGAGGAUCAAGGAGAUUGAGUCUCACUUCGGUUCCGUGGUCGCUUCCUACUUCACGUUUCUGCGUUGGCUGUUCUGGGUGAACCUGGUUAUUGGAUUCAUAUUGCUAGUCUUUGUUAUAGUGCCUGAGUAUUUAACAGCUAAUCCACAACAAGAUGGUGAAAGAAAAAUUAUAAUGGACGAGGAGAAACGAAAUGCGUCGAAUCUUUUGACUUUAUGGGAAUUCGAGGGAGUUCUGAAAUGCUCACCGAUCUUUUAUGGGUACUACAGCAAUGUAGAGAGAGCUCAGUAUCGCAUGCCACUUGCAUACUUCUUGACAGGACUCGCAGUGUACAUUUAUAGCUUCGUCGCCAUACUCAGGAAGAUGGCUGAGAAUUCCCGAAUGUCAAAGCUGUCUGAAAAAGAAGACGAAUGCAUAUUCUCGUGGAAAUUGUUCACCGGUUGGGAUUUCAUGAUCGGUAAUACAGAAACAGCACAUAAUCGUAUAGCUUCAGUAAUAUUGGGUUUCAAAGAAGCACUGCUUGAAGAAGCCGAAAAGAAAAAGGAUUUAAGGAACUGGCGCAUAAUAUCACUUCGUGCUCUGGUCAACAUAUGUGUUGUUAUACUGCUAGCAGUGUCGGCAUAUGCCGUGGUUACAGUCGUGUCUCGCUCUGAUGACAACCUAAAAGUAAGAAGUUGGUGGCGCGAGAACGAAACGACUAUUGUUGUAACAGUCAUCUCUAUAACUUUUCCUGUAUUCUUUGAGUUACUAGGAUUUUUAGAACAUUAUCACCCGAGAAAACAAUUGAGGCUGCAAUUAGCAAGGAUCAUGCUAUUAAAUCUCCUAAAUUUAUAUUCUCUCAUAUUCGCCUUAUUCAGCAAGAUUGAGGGUAUGAGCAAAGAUCUAGAUUUAUUAAAACCAACAUUGAGUUUGAAUGCUACAAUAAUUCCAAAUGAAACUCUAAAUCUUAGUGAAUCUUAUACUACAACUUUACCAGACUUUUGCAUCGAACAGAAAGUCUCAUGUGGACCUUGUGAUAUACAAAUAACAUUACCAAUCAAAUUAUCAGAUGGGAUCAUACUAAAAACAGGUUCUGCAUCAUUUCCAAAGAAAAUUGCCCCCAAAAUACUUUUAAGACGUCCACGCGACGAAGAAUUAUUUGAAUCCACAAGCAGUAGCACCGAAAAUUAUCUGGAAAACACUGACAGUACCACAUUGGAUAGUAUUUCUCUGGGGAUUAAAGAACUGGAACGAUUAAGAAAUAUACGAAUUCAACAACCAAUAGAUGUAAUAAAGGUAAAUGAAACUACAUCGGACCCAGAUGAUUACGAAUAUACAUUUUAUGAUACUGAAAGCACUACAGGAGCAGAAACUGACACGGAAAUACAAGAUUAUACAAAUUUUAUCUAUUCGAGUACAGUGACGGACUUUAAUACAUUAGAUUACACAACCACAGUAGAUAAUUAUAGUACUGACACUUCAACUGGUACAAAGAGUUCAGAAAUACCUUCUACUGUAAUUGAUAAUAUUAAUACAGAUACGACUACAGAUACUGAAACUACAUUCGCUGAUACAGAAUUCUAUUCAACUUUAAGCUUCCUCGAAACAGCAACAGAUAUGUUUGACUUCACUACAGAAAAAAAUUUUGAUUCCACUACAAAUGACAUAGUAGAUUCUACUACGUAUUCUAUAGAUACUACAACCAGUUUAGAUGUUACUCAAAGUACAUUAAAAUAUUCUAUAGACAACGACGUUAUAGAAACUUCUACUUCAUAUUCACCGCAACAUCAGAAGACUACGGAAGUUAAUAAUAAUGUAAAAAACUAUAGCAUCCCUACCAAAGUAACUACAGAACCGAGGACCACAACUGUGAAGCCAAAAACACCCACAACGAUCGCUUUUUGUCCUGACUUUACAUUCAAUUGUACAAUUAACUGUAAUGGGAAAAAUAUGAAACAAGUAUUCUUUAUGUCCAACUGCACCAUAGUAAAAAGAGUUUGUUAUGUUAAACUCUGCCCAUCAAAUGUUAAUGCAGCGGCUGAUGUGAAGAAUGGUACUAACGUCACAGCUAUCGAUGUGAUGUAUUACGACGACAAUCAAAGGAAAAUGUACAAUUUAUCAGUACCUACAAAGAAAAAGUUGUUAAAACUUUGCUGGGAAACCAUGUUUGGGCAGGAACUUGUGAAACUAACUAUGAUGGAUUUGGUCUUCGUUCUCCUUGGCACACUAUUCCUAGACUUUUUUCGUGCACUGUUUGUGCGUUACAUGAACCGUUGUUGGUGUUGGGACCUUGAAAAGAAGUUUCCAGAAUAUGGAGACUUCAAAAUUGCGGAGAAUAUUUUACACCUUAUCAAUAAUCAGGGAAUGGUAUGGAUGGGGAUGUUCUUCUCGCCAGGUCUCGUUGUGUUGAAUGUUGUCAAGUUAAUGAUCAUGAUGUACCUGCGGUCUUGGGCAGUUAUGACGUGCAAUAUACAAUUACGUCGUGAAAGAACUGAAGAACGUAGAAAGAUGUUCCAACUAGCCGACACUAGGAGAAGAGGUGGAUCGUCAUCUAUCGACAAUACGCCUUUUGCUAGAUGGAAGAAAGCAUUGCCAUCCUUACCAAUGAGCAAAUCAAUUGAUUCCGAUGAUCGGAAAACUUUGACCGAAGAGAUGAAUGAACCAAUUAAAGUUGCUAAGAAAAAAGGUGGCAUUUUUGCUAAAAUUGUCGGCAUGGCGCUUGAUAAAAAAAGUGAUGUAGAAGCCGUUUCAGAGGUCGAUUUUCCUUCACCCUCACCGAACAAUGUAGAUGAUGAAACUGACACUGACUUUCAUGAAACUCUACCGAGAGAAGUUUUAAAAAUCAAAGAUAUUUUUAUACAUAAACCGGAUAAGAAAGUAAAAAACAGCGUUGAAUUCAAAACAGAUGGUCCCAAAAAACAGAAAAUUAAUGAAAUAUUUAAUAAAGGUUUGAAAGUAAAACUGGAAAAAAUUGACGACCGAACAGAAAAAAAAGCUGUGAUCGAAAAGCAAAUCCAAGACGCAAAAGAAGCAACAAAACCCAAAAUUGUAAAAGAAGUGCCCAAAGAAAAGACCAAUGGUAAAAAAAUUCAUGAAAAACAAACAUCACAAUCAAGUACCCAAUCGAAACAGUCGGAUUCAAUAGGUUCUGUAAUCCCAGUAAUAACCAUAAGUACAACAGAAAGUGAUGAAGAGGUUUUAUCGCACAAAGACAAUAAUGAAAAAGGCGAUCAGAAAGUGAACGAUGACAGCAAGCCGAAAAAGCCCUCUGACCUUAAGUCACUCCGUCGGCAGAGUAGUGUUGAGAGCAUAAGUGAGAACAAACUGUCACACGACAAAAAGCAAGAUGGUCAUAAAUAUCAAUAUUCGCUGUAG
Messenger RNA from Spodoptera exigua (beet armyworm), 4092 nucleotides. Lineage: Eukaryota; Metazoa; Arthropoda; Insecta; Lepidoptera; Noctuidae. The record is from the annotation of a GenBank genome assembly.